UUUUUUUUUUUUUAAUUAUAGUUGGAGUAGUUGGGAUUCUGAUCCGAUUCAAAGAAGAAAGCAAAUGGAAAAAUAAAACUUUGAUACAAAAGAAAAAUAAUAAUAAUGAUGUAUUGAUCUACUUUUUCGAAAUCUGUUUCAAGCUUUUUUUAUUUGUCCGUUUUGAGAUUAUAUUUAAAUCCCCAAACCCUUUUUAUCAUGUACUUGGCCAAUUAGCUAUUCCUCUAGAAACACACUGUAUCAGAAACAGAAGCAAAAAUACUCCCACUAUUUAUUAUUUGUUUUUAAAACCCUCAGUACUCAUAAUGGAUCUGGUUUAACUUUCCACAGAGUGUUUUAACAAGAACAAAAUGGAAACUGAGAAGCCUAGCUCCAGAGGGCAAGCAUGGUCAGAUUAUGGUUCUGCACUACUGGUUUGCCAAGUGACAUUAUAAUAGAAGUUGAAGAUAUGACCUUCCAUCUCCACAAGUUUCCUUUGAUGUCAAAAAGUAGAAAACUUCACCAGCUAAUAACAGAACAAGAAGCAAACACCCAAGCGACAGAAGAAGGAGACGAAGAAGAAGAAGAACAUGAAAUCGAAGAAGUUCACUGUCAGAUUUCCCUUCCGGAAUUCCCGGGCGGCUCGGAAACAUUCGAAAUGGCAGCCAAGUUUUGCUACGGCGUCAAAAUCGACCUCACCUCAGCCACCGUUGCACCUCUCCGUUGCGCCGGAGAGUUUCUCGAAAUGACAGAAGAAUACUCUGAAGACAAUCUAAUCUCCAAAACAGAACGGUUUCUCUCUCAAUCUGUACUCAAAAGUCUCAAAGAAUCAGUAAAAGCAUUAAAGUCAUGCGAGAAAGUAAUGCCUUUAUCAGAAACCCUCAACAUUACACAAAGAUGCAUCGAUUCUAUUACCUGUACAGCCUCCACUACUGAUCCUGCUCUGUUUGGCUGGCCAGUUACCGAUAAUCCAACAAUUGAAAAUAAAGCAACAUCGAAUCAAGCCUUAUGGAACGGAAUCGAAUCGGCUGUCCGAAGAAAAGGAGCCGUCGCCGCUGGUAGAGGUAGCAUUAAUGCAGACUCGUGGCUUGAACAUUUAUCGCUUCUAAGUUUGCCUUUGUUUAAACGAUUGAUUCUGGCCAUGAAAGCGAGAGAUCUGAGUCCAGAGAUUAUAGAAACCUGUUUAAUGUACUACGCGAAGAAGUACAUUCCAGGCAUUACAAGAUUGAACAGGAAACAAUCUUCUUCAUCUUCUUCUUCAAUAGCAUCAGAGAUUGAACAGAGAGAACUACUAGAAACAAUAAUUUCUUUUCUUCCAUUACAGAAAAGCAGCACCAGAUCUACAACUUCAACAACAACUAGGUUCCUAUUCGGUUUAUUAAGAACCGCAAACAUAUUAAACGCAUCAGAAUCAUGUCGUUCCACAUUGGAAAAGAAAAUCGGUUCGGAACUUGAACAAGCCACGUUAGAUGAUCUUUUAAUUCCCAGCUAUUCAUAUUUGAAUGAAACUUUAUAUGAUGUCGAUUGUUUGGAGAGAAUUUUAGGUUAUUUCUUGGAUGGGAUCCAAGAAGACGAUAAUCAAUCACCGUCGUUAAUGCUCGUCGGAAAACUAAUCGACGGUUAUUUAGCUGAGAUCGCUUCCGACGCAAAUUUAAAACCUGAUAGAUUUUAUAACCUAGCGAUUUCUUUACCAGAACAAGCUAGGCUUUUCGAUGAUGGUUUAUACAGAGCGGUUGAUGUUUAUCUUAAAGCGCAUCCAUGGAUAUCAGAGACUGAGAGAGAAAAGAUUAGCGGAGUGAUAGAUUGCCAAAAGCUCACUUUAGAAGCGUGCACGCACGCGGCACAAAAUGAGCGGCUUCCGUUGCGUGCGGUGGUUCAGGUUUUGUUUUUUGAGCAGUUACAGCUCCGCCAUGCUAUUGCCGGAACACUGAUGGCAGCGGAGGAUCCAGCAAGACCGUCAGUGUUGAGGCGUGAACAAGAAGAGGUGGAGGUGGAGGUGGAGGUGGACGAGGGAGGAGCAGUGACGGUGGCGGGACAUGAGAAUAAUAGCAGUACGUGGAGAGCAGCAGUGAGAGAGAAUCAGGUGUUGCGACUAGAUAUGGAUAGCAUGAGGACGCGGGUGCAUCAGCUGGAAAGAGAGUGUUCAACGAUGAAGAAAGUAAUUGAGAAGAUUGAUAAGGAGGGUCCACGUGGAUGGAGAGGGUCGAUAACGAGGAAGCUUGGGUGUAAGUUCAAGACUCAAGUGUGUGAUUCUCAUGAAUCAACGGUGGUAAAUGUACGGAAAGGGAGGCAGCAGCAUCAUCCUCAUCAUCACCAACAAUAGACUUUCUUGUACGUAUUUCUUGAGUGAGAGUUCCAUGAUUUGUUGUUAUGGUGCCUGCUACCGGCACUGUGGCCAUAAUGCCUUGAAUAAUUUGCAAACCGUUGGAUGUAAAAAAAAUUCAAUCUCGACCGUUGCUCUUUUGAAAGGGUGAAUAGAUGUUGAAAAUAUGGAAAAUUCUAGCA
This is a messenger RNA of Ricinus communis (castor bean), 2484 nucleotides long. Its product is annotated as BTB/POZ domain-containing protein At5g66560. Lineage: Eukaryota; Viridiplantae; Streptophyta; Magnoliopsida; Malpighiales; Euphorbiaceae. Gene Ontology annotation, molecular function: protein binding. The coding region runs from base 386 to 2302 and encodes 638 amino acids. The transcript has 4 exons. The record is from RefSeq and is a predicted model, not a curated record.